Molecule: messenger RNA, 306 nt
Organism: Corylus avellana
Lineage: Eukaryota; Viridiplantae; Streptophyta; Magnoliopsida; Fagales; Betulaceae
Product: indole-3-acetic acid-induced protein ARG7-like
Biological process (GO): response to auxin
Source: RefSeq, a predicted model, not a curated record
AUGGGGAUCCGAUUGAUGGGGAUAGCACAUGCAAAGCAAAAGCUGCAGAGAACUCUGUCAGCAAGAAUCAGAAUGGUCUCAGCCACAAUCAUUGAUGUCCCAAAAGGCCACUUUGUAGUUUAUGUUGGAGAAUUCAAGAAGAGGUUUGUGAUUCCUAUUGCUUACUUGAACUAUCCUUUAUUCCAAGACUUGCUAAACCUGGCUGAGGAAGAAUUUGGGUAUGACCAUCCCAUGGGUGGUCUCACUAUUCCAUGCAGUGAAGAAUACUUCAUCAGUUUAACUUCAGCUCUAAAUUCCUCAUCAUAA